GUGUGGUGUAUGUAUAUUGCAUACUUGUUGCAGUUACAGUUGGGUGUCCUCUGUAACUUCCUUUGAGGCAGGGUCUCUUCCCUAUAACUGGACCCACAUUUCUUUUUGGCUAGGUUGGCACUCAGUUAAGGCCCAUUGGUUCUGACUCCUUCCCUCUUGGUGCUGGGAUUAUAGGCAUGCUUGGGACCACACCUGGAUUUUUAUGUGGGUAUGGGAUCUGAACUGCAAUCCUUAUGCUUGUGCUGUUAAUUGCUGAGCCAUCUCUUCAGCCUCUGAAAUGACUGACUUCUAGUGUGUGUGACCAGGUAUUCAUGUUUAAUACAGAGUUAAAGGAAAAACUAUUAUAUGGGCAUGUGUGCCAUUGUGUAUAUGUGAAAGUCAGUGGAUAACUUUGUGGAGUGAGUUUUCUACUUUUACAUGAGUUCCUAGGGUCAAACUCAGGUCAUCAAGCUGGUGUGGCAAAUGUCUUAACUACUGAGCCAUCUUGCUGACCCUAAACACAUAUUUUUAAACAAUACAACUUACCAAAUACCUUUAUCUGGGUCUGGAUCCAUCUUACCAUUUCAGGAAGAAUUUUGGGCUGUCCUGAGAAGUUAUUGCUGUAUUACAGUGUCCACCAAAAAUAGUACUCACUUUCAAAGGUGAGCCCAGGAACACCAAUUUUGGUUGUUCAUAAGAGAUUCCACCCUGGAUGUAGUUAGGUGAGUUAUUACUAGUUACAGAACAAAGUCAUGGAUCAAGGCAUUUACCAGACAUCAGUGGGGACCACAGAUAGGAAGGCUAGAGCAAAACUGGGAAAAGUUACUACAGCAUUUUAGGUGUUAACUAAUAAUACCAUUAGCUUUUGGAUUGGUGAAGACCAGUGGUGGUCUUAGAAUAUAUUUUAAAGGCCUUCAUAGUCACAAAGCUGUUCGGUUAGACAGGGUGGACAGUGAAUGAAUUUCAAAAAGGCUAAAAAUGAUCCAUGAUAAUUUGGUUCUGGUCUGCGACAUCCUAGCUCCACAAUUACAGUUAGGUUAUUUGGCCUUAAAGAAUCUUUAACGCGUGCGGCUUUGUUUGUGUCCCGUCCGUCCCCGCCCUCCCGUAAGUGUAGUUUACAACAGGAAAUGGUGCUGUGAGCUUAGCUUCACCGGUACUCUAAAGGGCAGUUAAGAAACCCCGGUAGUCUUGCUUGUUCCUGGCAGAGACCUGCUUGCGUAGCUGAAGGGAGCUGCAGCGCGGGGCAUGAGCCUGUGGGAUUCAAGGCUUGGCGGAACGGAGGAACUCUGUCACCCGGGAGUGCGGCGGAACCAGACCGGUGGCCGGACAUUGUGGGCCAGGAAGGACCGCCCCUUCCGGUGUCCCAGUUCCGUUCGCCGCCUGGGCUCCAUGGCUGCUCUGGGUCGGCAGGUUCUUGACUGGCACCGUCUAAGGGCCCUCUCCUGGGCCUGUUUGGCUAGGCAUACCCCUCAUCUCAGAGAACAGCAAAGGAUGAGUCCUUCUUUGUUUUGCAAACUGACUACAGCACCCAAUGGAGAGAGCCUUCAAGAGUUGUCCUGUGUUAAACCCAAAAAGUAUGUGCAGGAGCCAGAGCACAGGACGAGUCUUGUUCAGUGUCUUCAUGAGGAACAGAGGACUUGUGUGGAUCCAAAGUCCUUGGAGCUUGAGAAAGCUAUCACUUCCCUGCAGGACAUGGGUUUUGAUGAAGCCCAUAUUAACAACUUGCUCAGUAUGCAGCCAAGUGUCCAUCCUCAACAGUUGCUGGACAUAAUUUCAGAAUUUCUGCUCUUGGGGUUGCACCCAGAACCUGUAUUUAUGGCCUUGAAGAAAAGUCCACACUUACUGAAACUAUCUCCAACUCAAAUGAAGAGGCGUUCCAGCUACCUGCGGAAGCUUGGCCUUGGAGGAGGGAAACUAAAGAGAGUGCUUCACGGUUGCCCUGAGGUUUUCACCAUGCGUCAGCGGGACAUUGACAAUGUUGUGAAGGUCCUCAAGGAGAAGUGCUUGUUCACAGUACAGCAAAUCACGGAGCUUUUGAACAGAUGCCCACGUGUUUUUCAGGCGGACCCCAGUGAACUAGAAUACAAAUUCCAGUAUGCAUAUUUUAGGAUGGGACUUACGCAUCUGGACAUAGUCAGGACUGAUUUCUUACAGUAUCCAUUAACCAAGAUUAAGCAGAGACACAUGUACCUGGAACGCCUUGGACGGUACCAAACCCCUGAUAAGAAGGGGCAGACACAGAUCCCUAAUCCUUUACUAAUGGACAUUCUCAGAGUUUCAGAAGCUGAGUUUUUAGUCAGGACAGCGUGUUCCUCUGCUGAGGAGUUUGAGGUUUUUAAAAAGCUCUUGGAUCGAGAAGAAGAGGAAUCUGAGAGCCAUGCAUCUGAGGAGGAAGAGGAAGAGGAGGAGGAAGAGGACGAAUAG
Molecule: messenger RNA, 2403 nt
Organism: Peromyscus leucopus (white-footed mouse)
Lineage: Eukaryota; Metazoa; Chordata; Mammalia; Rodentia; Cricetidae
Gene: Mterf4
Product: mitochondrial transcription termination factor 4
Exons: 4
Coding region: 1225-2403 (392 amino acids)
Biological process (GO): regulation of DNA-templated transcription; mitochondrial ribosome assembly
Cellular component (GO): mitochondrion
Molecular function (GO): double-stranded DNA binding
Source: RefSeq, a predicted model, not a curated record